This is a messenger RNA of Effrenium voratum, 959 nucleotides long. NCBI's taxonomy places the organism in Eukaryota, Dinophyceae, Suessiales, Symbiodiniaceae. The record is from the annotation of a GenBank genome assembly.
UCAAGCUGGGUGCUGGGGUCCGCGAGCCUUCCGAUUCUGGCCCUGUCCAGCGUUGCCCUCGCAAGAGGCAUGGCGGAAGCGGUGACGGUUCCGCAGCAAGACGGCCAGGGGACCAUGCAGGGGCAGGCGAACCUGACGGUGGCCAGGGAAGCACGGAAGCGGGCAGAGCUCGACGCCCAGCUCCUGGCAAAUCGCAUUGCCCUGCUGAAGCAAGAAGAGGAGAAGGCUUGGAAGAAGAUCGAGGAGACGAAGAAGAGGGCUGCGGAGAUCGUGGAUCUGCGGAAGCAGAACGAGCAGAAGUUCUCCGCCAAGGAGCAGUUCUACAAGCAGAAGUGGGAGUCCAUCCGCAACGCCCAGGCGCAGAAUGCGGAGCACCGGGAGAAGGCGAAGGCGGUACGGGAGCAGACCCGGCACGGGCUCAUGGAGCAAAAGCACGUCAACGCGCAGAGCACCAAGCAGCAGUCGCAGCAAAUGCUGCUCCAGAAAAAGGAUCGUGAAGCGGCUGAGAGGCAGGCGAACUUGGAGAGGUCUUCCUACCUGAAACAAAGGAAGGAUGAUGCCAAGCGCCGCUUGGAGGAGGAGCGUCUGGCGCAGCUCGAGAAGUACCGGGAGGACUACGAGGCCCGCACGGCGCAGGAGGAGAUGCUCCGCGCCCGCACCGACGCGCUUGUGGCGAAGAUGGAGAAAGAGGAGAUGGAGCUCAUUCAGAGGCUCCAGAACACGCAGACCGUGCAACGCAACGCCUACGAGGAGUUGGAGGCUGCCUUGGGCCAAACCAGCCAGCAGAUCUCCUCUUCUCGAGGGCCCCGGGAUCCAGUCGCUCCCGCUGCCUGAGCCGUCCGAAGUGCCGGCCAGAGAGGAACCGUACGAAGUGGGCAGUUGCCAAAGACGGUGUGCGGGCUGCUAUCGGCCUGCGCUCAGUUGUAGGAAGCUUCACUUCAGCCGUGGGCACGUGAUGA